Molecule: messenger RNA, 888 nt
Organism: Cyprinodon variegatus (sheepshead minnow)
Lineage: Eukaryota; Metazoa; Chordata; Actinopteri; Cyprinodontiformes; Cyprinodontidae
Product: transforming growth factor beta receptor type 3-like
Exons: 6
Coding region: 1-888 (295 amino acids)
Source: RefSeq, a predicted model, not a curated record
AUGGAGGCCUCUAAUGCUGUGAGUGUUGGCUCACAGACGAUAAGGAUAAAACCCAAAGUCUCGCUACCAUCAGGACCCCAGGCCUUGAUUCAGUGGGCGGAGGAUAAUGGCUACGGUCCGGUCACAUCCUACACCAGCACCCCCUUGGCAAGCCGCUUCAACAUUCGUCUGCGAGAGCAAGAUGUGGCGUAUUCUCCACACAAAGAAUUGCCGCCUGAGAUGUCCUUUCAGCGUCGUCACAUUCCUGGGAUAGAAAACAAAUCGGCGCCGCCACGCUCCAGCCCGCCGUUUCCAUUUCCUGGCCCCUGGUCUGGAGUUGAAGAUGACUUGCAUGAGUCCGGGCCGGUGAAAGGCCCCUUGGAUGACGCUCUCACUGUGCAGUGCGAAGAGAAGAGGAUGGUCGUCAGCAUUGAGAGAAAGAUCCUAGAGGAGAACGGAUUUUUUAACGCCACCCUCACGCUGAAAGACCCUGCAUGCGGAGCUAAAGUCAACGCAACCCACUACACACUGGAAACGUCUCUGGAUGGAUGUGGAACAAUUGAGUUUCCAUUAUGGCAAAAUAAGCUUUUUAUUAAUCAUGUGGAUGUGCAGGCGCAGGGUAAUGAAAAUCAGACCUCACAACAACAAGAGGGUGUUUCAAGGUCACAUAUGGAGCAAGAUCCGCUGAAAACUGAGGUUAACUUUAAUUGCUCAUACGCCCAGAAAAAACCCGAGGUUGUUCCAUUUCCACCCAGACCUCCGGUCAGCGAGGUCAAUUUUAUGAUGGAGCUGUCCUUGUCUCCGUCUUUCGACAGUCCUUCCCAGGCCAUCUUCCCGGUUAAGAACAAUGAUCAAGUCUUUGUGCAGGUAAUAACACAUUUCGUUUCAUUUUUAAGAUCAUGUUGUUGA